CUCCGCCUCAUUCAAUGUACAGCCCAGCAGCCCGGCCCGCCCUCUGCGCUCCCUAGACUCAACCGCCAGCCUGACCGCAAGGCUGUGCAGGGGUCCCCAGAAAUCAUGGAGGUCCUGGUCCUGGCCAGAUACCGUGCGCAGACGGAGGACGAGCUGAGCCUGGCGCCAGGGGAUGUGGUCCGGCAGGUUCGCGCAGGGACCGCCCGGGGCUGGCUGCAGGGGACACUGCAGGGCCGCCACGGUCUCUUUCCCAAGAGACUGGUGCAGGAGAUUCCCGAGGCUCUGCGGGGCGUCACUGAGCCCACACCGCGCUAUGCGCGCCUCCGCCGCGGUCACCCCGUCAACUCUCAGGGUCCCCAAAGAUGGUGCAAAGUGAACUUCAACUACAGCCCAGAGCAGGCAGACGAACUGAAGCUUCAAACUGGGGAGAUUGUGGAAGUAAUAAAGGAGAUUGAGGACGGCUGGUGGCUGGGGAAGAAGAACGGGCAGUUGGGAGCCUUCCCAUCCAACUUUGUGGAAUUGCUGGACGGUGGGCCCCCAAGCCUGGGAAGCGUAGACAUGCCUUCAGUCGUCCCUAAUCCACCAAAGCCUCCUAAGCUGAGCAACCUGACCUACGACAGCCCUCCAGACUACCUGCGGACAAUCUCCUACCCAGAGACCUGCAGGGUCCUGUUUGACUACCAGCCUGAGGCCCCGGAUGAGUUGGCACUGCACAAGGGGGACCUGGUGAAAGUUCUGAGAAAGACUACAGAGGAUAAGGGCUGGUGGGAAGGCGAGUGUCAAGGCAGAAGAGGACUGUUUCCAGACAACUUUGUGCUUCCUCCACCCCCUAUCAGGAAGCUGGUCCCACGGAAAAUUAUAUCUCGGGAUUCACCUCCUGUUAAGGAAUCAAAAAAGCUGAUGCCCAGAACAUCCCUACCUACCGUCAAGAGGCUGGCAGCAGCUGCCUUGGCACCUAGCAAAGUCAAGACAUCUUCCACACCCAGUGGGGACAGCCAGAAACGCCCCUCCCGAGACGCCGGCUUCAAUGGCAGCUUCCUCAAUGGGGGGGCACGGCAACCUGGGAGAAAGCGACCCGGAGCCCAGGCUUCUCAACAGCAUUCUGUGUCGAGUCAGGAGGAUGACCAGAGAAGCCCAGGAAAGGCCCCCUCCACAAAUAAAACCCCCACUCCAGAUAAAACUCGGCUUCCAGAUAAGACCCUUGGCCCAGAGAAGAACCCAGCUCCCAACAAAGUCUCCACUCCAGAGAACCACGUUCCAGAGAAAGCCCUGGAUUCUGACAAAAUCCCCACUGCAGAGAAUACCACUGUGGACACGGCUGUCACUACAGGGAGUGCCCUUUCUGGGGAUGAAGCCCCUGCCCUAAAAGCCCCAACUAAAGAAGAAAUCUUUGACCCGAAGGCGGCCCUUCCUGUGGACACUGCCCCCGCACUAGUAAAGAUCUUGACCCCAGAGCACAUGGUUUUUGAAGAGGACCCUUCUAGAGAGAACACUCAGUGCCAGCAUUUGCCUCCAGAAGAAACCACACAGGGGUCCCAGUCUCUUGCACCUCCAAAUGACAUCCAGGUGCCAGGACAGCACUUUCAAGCGUCAAACCCCUCCGAGAGGUCCUGCUGUAAGAUGAAACAUGGACACGGGGACAGCUGCCCAGCCCACUCCAAGCCUGAAGAUGAGGCUGCCGUGACGGGUCUGCCACCCAAAGAUGAGACAGCUCCGAAAGAACCACUCCCCAAAGAGCUGCCUUCUGAAGGGGUGAGUCCCCAAAAGCAGGUGCCUCCAAAAGAGUCAGUCCCCACUCCCCAAGUACCACAUACUAUCAAACGGAUGCCAGACCCUGAAGGAGCUCCCACACUUCAUCCCGUGGUCCCACUAACCUCUUCCGAAGGCAAGAGUGCCAGCGCCAGCGCAGAUGCUAUGGAUGUAGCAUCGCUAAGGGAAGAGGUGCGGUCACUAAAGAGCGCGCUGGAGCUUCUGGAGUUGAAACUGGAACAGAAGAUGAGUGAUGUCUGGGAGGAGCUGAAGACCGCGAAUGAGAAAAUCCAGCUGCUGGAGGUUCGGACGAUGCAGAGGACCAAGAAGUCCUUCAAACAGGCGCAGACACAGACGGAAACACAGCCGGAGGAAUAAGGGAGGGCUCAGGCGGAACCUCAGCCCGACCUGGAGGGACAUCCAUCCUGCUCGGGCCACCCCGACCCUUGCACACAACUUUGAGAAACUCCAAGGAAGUAAAAACUGAACUCUUAGACCAUCCUGGUCCGUGUGGGGCGGGGCCAGCCAGCACACCACCCUCCGCAUUCCUGGCGCGCUCUCUCGGGCACAUCUGGCCAACAUGUGGCUCCC
This is a messenger RNA of Alexandromys fortis (reed vole), 2340 nucleotides long. It is a transcript of the gene Mnmip1, whose product is annotated as SH3 domain containing 21. The record is from RefSeq and is a predicted model, not a curated record. The transcript has 16 exons. Gene Ontology annotation, biological process: cell migration; actin filament organization. Gene Ontology annotation, molecular function: protein binding. NCBI's taxonomy places the organism in Eukaryota, Metazoa, Chordata, Mammalia, Rodentia, Cricetidae. The coding region runs from base 106 to 2127 and encodes 673 amino acids.